AUGGAACCUCUCAUUCACACUAUCACCUUAAUUGCUCUUCCCUUUGCGUGUUCUUCAAAAAGUUGGAGCUUUUAUUUGGUGAGUUCCCCUUUUCCGCAACUGGGUAGUAAGUGCGGGUUUUCCAUUCCCCUGGAAGUUUUCUCACUUUUUCUCCAUGUUGGUAUUCUUCAUUUAGUUCAAAUCUUUCUGGAUGAUCACGCUGUGGACACUGUUUUCAUUUCAUCAUGGUCUUUGUUCUUAACUGUUGUGACGGUUUUAUUGGAAAUUGAGAAUUGCAUGGGGCAUCACAUGGUUAAUGAUAUGUCGUCUGAUUUUAAGUUAGACAUUUAUUCUCAGCAUGACCCUGAAGAAACAGGGUUAGGCAGCACCGUAACAUCUAAAAAGUUAUUAGAUGAAAGGGCUAAUGCCACGCACGCAGUUCGCAAGCAAGGAAACUUGUCAAUCAACAACUUUGCUACAAACGCCGAACGCAGAGCUUUGAAUGAUAGAUUUCUUCUGAAAGCAAACAAGACCACGAUUAGUGAUAAUGUCAGUCUUGAUGGAGAGGAAAGACAUCAUUUGCAUGGAUCAGCCAAGAAGUCUGGCCCUCUCAUAUCUGGAGCAGCUUACUGCAUUUCUUCUUGCUCCAUGAUAAUGCUGAACAAAAUUGUUCUAUCAGGUUACAAUUUCAAUGCGGGAAUAUCGUUGAUGUUUUAUCAAAACUUUAUCAGUACUCUGGUUGUUGUUCUGUUGGCUCUCUCUGGUACGGUUGCAGUUGAAAAGCUUAGCUGGAGGCUGAUCAGGGUCUGGAUCCCUGUCAAUGUAGUAUUUAUUGGCAUGCUUGUCUCAGGCAUGUAUAGUUUGAAAUACAUAAAUGUUGCCAUGGUGACUAUUCUCAAGAACAUGACAAACAUCUUAACGGCAAUCGGAGAAUUAUAUUUAUUUCGGAAACGUCAGAAUCCCAAAGUUUGGACUGCAAUGUUUAUGAUGAUUAUCUCUGCUGUCAGUGGUGGUAUUACAGAUCUCUCCUUUGAUACAGCUGGUUAUGCAUGGCAGAUUAUCAACUGUGUUCUUACUGCAAGUUAUUCACUUACCCUUAGGUGGGUUAUGGAUGAAGCAAAAAAGUCUACAAAAUCUGGAUCUCUUAACGAGAACUCAAUCACCCCUUUUGCCUUCUCACCAUUGUUUUCGUCUCGAUUUCCAGCGACGUCGUUAAACUGCCGACAUUUUGGGUGGUUGCAACAGCCAGUGGACUGCUUGGACUUUCCAUCAGCUUUACCUCAAUGUGGUUCUUGCAUCAAACUGGCCCUACAACCUAUAGGCUCCUUGAACAAGAUUCCAAUCUCUAUUGCUGGCAUUUUAGUGUUCAAAGUUCCUCUCAGUGUAUCAAAUUUAUUCAGCAUCUUGUUUGGUCUUUUUGCUGGUGUACUCUUUGCAAGAGCCAAGAUAUCGUGA
Molecule: messenger RNA, 1434 nt
Organism: Sphenostylis stenocarpa
Lineage: Eukaryota; Viridiplantae; Streptophyta; Magnoliopsida; Fabales; Fabaceae
Source: the annotation of a GenBank genome assembly